AUGGACUUUUCACUCACCAUGAGCGCCGCGCCGCACCGGUUGUGGUACAUCGCCGGCGACAUGGUGAAGGUACGACUGAGCCUCACGUGCGUACCCGAGGUGGCGCCGGACACACAAACGAAAAUGGCACCGCUGAAAGGUGCGCCAAACAACAACCACUUCUCUGUGGACUCCUCCGCGGCGGAGUCACACGAGACAGAUGUGCGCGUGGGAUCACUCAGGGUGGAACUCGUAGGGCUUGUUGAGCUUGACACCAGUGUUAUGAAGCCUAUCAACUGGCCAGCCGCAGUUUCUGAGAAAGAGAGGCCAGGGAGCUCCCAUCUUGGCAGUAGUCGAUCCAAGAUGGUGUACACGCUCUACAGCACGGGGAAACAGAUGCUGCGGGAGGACAUGCAGUUGAAAAGGUACGAGUGCGCGGCUCUGGAGUUCGUUUUUCGCCUACCAGAGGGGUCUCCGCCAACAUUCAAGGGUCGCGGCGCUGACUACCGACAUGAUAUCACCAUAUUUGCCACCUGGUACACGGUGCGAUCGAGCUCCACUGCGAAGGCCACCUUACCACACCUCUGCAAGGCGAAGGUACCUCUGACAGUCUUUAACAGCAUCUCUACUGUUGCCCAGCUACCUCUCAUGUCGCUCUUCCCUCUCCCCCCUGACUCCGCGCUCGUGGCCGAGAACUUCCACUUCCAAGUUGCACCCCUUGACACCGUCCCCACGCCGUGGAGGGCAGCGCCGCUAGCGGACGUCAUGCUCCCGCAGGAAGCACAGCUUCGCACUUCUCUUACAGUACGUUAUAGUGCGAAGGCGAGAAUGCAGAGCAGCCUGGCCACCCAGAGGCAGCCUCUGUCGCUCAUGGUGCCAUGUUUGGGUGUCAACAUACUUCAAGUUGACCUGCACUCCUCUUGUGUUUCCCUCGGCGGCUACCUGCAGGGUUCCUUCACUGUGCUGGGGACGAGCCAAGGGCCAAGCAACACCACCGCCGGGCCCGGCACGCAUCGCCAGCAAGACGUAGAAACUCCGGUGCCAGUCUCUGUCAGCGCCUCGCUGGAGCUGCUCGAGUACGUCACGCCGGAGUCGGCUUUGGUGAUAGACAACACCAGCAUGACGGAUACCAGAGAAGGAGGUAUGGAGAACUUCGCCUGCACGUACAGACGUGUCAUCGAUCACGCUCAGUUCUGCGUUGUCGACACCCCAUAUGUGCCCUUUGAGUUUCCUCUUCCAGUGGGGCUGGUGCCCGCCUCUUCCAUCACGGACAUCACUAGCUUCCUGUGGCAGCUCCGUGUGGUGGUGAUGGUCGUGUCGCGCAAAACACUAGCUCAAACUGCUACCCCGGGCGUCAGUCAGCUUGGGCCGCUCCUAUCGCCUGUCGCUGGUAUUUUUCCUCUACUCGUGAUGCCGCCAUCAGUCCCGUCAAAGGUGCGACAGGGUGCGGCGUGGUAG
Molecule: messenger RNA, 1437 nt
Organism: Leishmania braziliensis MHOM/BR/75/M2904
Lineage: Eukaryota; Euglenozoa; Kinetoplastea; Trypanosomatida; Trypanosomatidae
Exons: 1
Coding region: 1-1437 (478 amino acids)
Biological process (GO): retrograde transport, endosome to Golgi
Cellular component (GO): Golgi membrane; Ric1-Rgp1 guanyl-nucleotide exchange factor complex
Source: RefSeq, a predicted model, not a curated record